AUGCUGUAUGAUGUGCCAGCAGCGGCAGAAAAAUUUAAUAAAAAAUAUGGUGAUUUAUACGAAUUUUAUAUGGGAAGUAUACGCGUAGUUGUUGUUAGCAAACCUGAUUUAGCUGAAAAAAUAUGGGCUUCUUCGUCUCUCAAAAAUACAAAAUUUGUUAUGCGUAAUGGAUAUUCUGAAGGUAUUGUUGAACUUGGUUUAGGUACAAAAGGAAUGGUACUCAAUCGUGAUAUUGAUGUUUGGAAUGUCAAUAGAAAAUUUAUGAAUGUUAUUUCUUCACCUCCAUUCCUACGUGAAUCAAUCAAUUUAACAAGUAAAAUGGUUGAUCAAAUGUUUGAAUAUUGGAAAGUCAUUGAAAAAAAAGGAAUGCAAAUCGAAGUUUCCCAGUGGAUAGAUGCUUUGGGAGCAGAAAUUGUUUCGACAACUGCAACUGGAAAAGGAAUAACAGCAAUGACUGAAUUAUUUAAUGAAUUGAAUAUUGAAAAUAAUAAAUCUAAAGUACAAGGAGCUUGGCAAAAUGGCGUAAAAUUUACUAAAGCAAUUCAUCUUUAUAAUGAAUCAAUGUCAUUUAUGAUGUUAUUUCCAACAAAGUUUCGAAGAAAUGUCCCUUUAAUUAAAGAUGUAAAUAAAAAGUAUUUGGAUAAUAGAGAUUGGAUAUAUCAAGAAAUGGAUAGAAUCGUUUCCGAAAGACAAAAAGAAAUUGAAAAUACACCUUUGGAUCAACCACUUGAGGCAAAUAUUUUAACUUUAUUACUUACAACAAAUACGGAAAGAGAUUUUGACAAAAUUUCUGUCAGUAAAUUUGACCGACCUUUAACAAAUGAUGAAGUAAUAUCAAUAUUACGUGAAGUAUUUACUGGUGGAUUAGAUACUACAUCCAAUUCUUUAUCAUAUCUUCUUUUUUACCUUGCAAAACAUCGAGAUGUUUACUUGAAAAUGAGACAAGAAGUAUUGGACUUAUAUUACAAUCAAUCUUGUAACAAUACUAGGGAAACGAAGGAUGAAAUCUACUUUGCCCAACCAGAAGAGAAAUUAAG
Messenger RNA from Racocetra fulgida, 1037 nucleotides. The record is from the annotation of a GenBank genome assembly. Lineage: Eukaryota; Fungi; Glomeromycota; Glomeromycetes; Diversisporales; Gigasporaceae.